CCAUAGGCAGGGAUUUUUUAAGGAAUGUCUUAUUUCUUUUGGGUGUAUGUGUAUUUUAUUGGAGUGUUUUUUUUUCUUCCCACCUUUUGUACCUGAGGAAAAGAACAUGAAGUUGAAUCUGUGACUUGCAUGCUUGAUGUUGUCUGUGUUUCCAAAAUAUCAAAGUCCGGUACUUCUGAGUGAAGUAGUCGUUACCUGCACCAGUUCAGUGGGGGCUUGUGUUCCUUCCUUCAGAAAUGAUGUUUAUUCUCUUCCAUUUUCUGAAGGCGGACGAUAGAUGGAAGAGGGAAAUAAUUAUCGGCGCUGGGACGAAUUGAUACCUGAUGCUCUGGGGCUAAUCUUCAGCAAUCUGUGUCUCCAGGAGACACUGACAGUGAUUCCCAGGGUUUGCAAAUCAUGGCGCAAAGUAGUGGUAGGACCUUAUUGCUGGCAAGAGAUAGACAUUGAGGAAUGGAGUAACCGAUGCCAAUCGGACCAUCUUGAUCAGAUGCUUCAGAUGCUAAUCACCAGAAGCUGUGGAUCACUACGAAAGCUGUGUGUGUCUGGUCUCCACAGUGAGAUGAUUUUCACUUUCAUUGCGGAGAAUGCUGGCUCCCUUCAGACAUUGCGGCUGCCUAGAAGCGAAAUGAGUGAUCCAAUAGUGGAAAAGAUUGCUGGUAAGCUCUCUACGAUCUCAUUCUUGGAUGUGAGCUACUGUGGUAAAAUCGGUGCUCGAGCAUUGGAGGCCAUCGGAAAGAACUGCAAAAUGCUUGUGGGGCUGUGCCGCAACUUGCACCCAUUAGAUACUGCGGGCAAGCCCAUGCAGGAUGAUGAGGCAUACGCCAUUGCAUCCACAAUGCCUAAGCUCAAGCAUCUUGAGAUGGCUUACCAUCUUAUCAGCACUCGAAGCGUUGUUGAGAUACUAUCACGAUGUCCUGAGCUUGAAUUUUUGGAUUUGAGAGGGUGUUGGGAUGUGAAACUUGAUGACAAGUUCCUCAAGGAGAAGUUGCCAAAAUUGAAGGUUUUGGGGCCCCUAGUCGUUGACUAUUACGAAAGGAAUGAAUGGGAUGAUUGCUCGGAUUCCUCGGAUACUUUCGAGUAUUUAGCCUGGGAAUUUGUUGCCGGUGACAUGGGGGAUUUUGAUGAAGAUGAUGAUGACAGUAGUUACUAUGGGAUGUGGGAUGAUGAGGGAAGGUUGGAGGAGCUUGAGCUGAGGUUUUAUGAAGGAAUCGAUUAUGCAGGGCUUUAUGGUUGGCCUCCAUCUCCAUAAGUUAUGUUCUCUUUCUUGUGAAUUCUCUGUUUUUUAUUUUUAACCUUUUUACUAAUAUCUGGGAACGGAACUUAUGAUUCUCGUUUGGAACUCAAAACUUCUAUGUCCUAUAUUGAUGUAUAUGUUUCAAUGGGAAUGGAGAGGUUUGUUUGUUGUU
This is a messenger RNA of Carya illinoinensis, 1406 nucleotides long. Its product is annotated as F-box protein FBW2. Bases 278 to 1249 code for a protein of 323 amino acids. Gene Ontology annotation, molecular function: protein binding. The transcript is spliced from 3 exons. NCBI's taxonomy places the organism in Eukaryota, Viridiplantae, Streptophyta, Magnoliopsida, Fagales, Juglandaceae. The record is from RefSeq and is a predicted model, not a curated record.